Acaulospora colombiana is the source of this 1182-nucleotide messenger RNA. The record is from the annotation of a GenBank genome assembly. NCBI's taxonomy places the organism in Eukaryota, Fungi, Glomeromycota, Glomeromycetes, Diversisporales, Acaulosporaceae.
UUAAUUAAUGAACAGCUCAAAACACGCACCUUAGAAGUAAACGGGCAACCAGUCAAUUUAUUUGAUCUCGACAAAAACGGAAAGCUUGUUCCAAUGCCACAGGCCACUCACUGCAUGGAGGUUACUAUUGGAGAGAUUGUUAGGCAGCUUGGUAAUUGGAACAUUCAAACUCGACAAAACGGGGACAUAAAAACAGCACAAGGAGGGUUUGAUUUCAGUGUUGGAAACCAAAGGACGAUCAGAGCUCCUGAUGUCUCCUUCACACCAAAAGCAGUAUCUCGCCAAUUGACUGAAUUACAACGUUGGGCUUUCCAGGGUCAACCAUUCACUCCCACGUUCGUUGUCGAGGUUGGAGAUACCCAAAGUAGUACAUCGGCGCUCGGGGAGUUAGAUGACAAAUUUAAGCGCGAAUACUUUGCAGUUGGAACAUCUGUACAACUCGGUUGGUUGAUUGAUCCCAAAAAUAGAAUAAUCUGGGUAUACAAGAGGAAUCAACAUGGCAAUGUCUAUCGUCGUGAGCGCGUAUGGGAAGAUGUAGAGGGUGGUGAUGUUUUGCCGAGGUUCACAUUGGAGGUGCGGAUGAUUGAGGAAGCAAUUUCACAGUUGUGGAUUACCGCUGUUAAGCAAGGGCAAAAAUCUGGAGUGUCGCAAUGGGUCGGAUCGUCUUCGAUUAUCAAAGGACAUAAGCCAACUUACUAUUUCCCAUAUAACUCAAGUUUAACAAUAAAAGAUAAAGUAUCGCAAGUUAUGGGAUGGUUGGAUCUUUCAUUGAAUGAGAGGCCAACCUUUAUCGCUACAUAUGCGAGGAAUGUCGAUUUGGAAGGGCACAGAUCUGGACCAUACUCUGCGAAUUUAAAUAACGCAUUGAGUUAUGUUGAUAAUAUGACACAUGCUCUGCUGGAAGGCUUGGUACAGCGAAAUCUUUCCGAUAUUGUUAAUGUUAUAAUUGUCAGUGAUCAUGGUAUGGCACAGACUAUACCAAGUAACAUAGUGAAAUUGGAUAAUUCUUUUGAUGUUUCUAAGAUUCGUCCAGUAGACGGUUACCCGUUAGCCGGAAUUCGUCCAUAUAAUGAUUCCGAUUUUGUGGAAAUAUUUUCAGGCUUAAAAUAUGCAAGUUAUAAUCAACCUUGGGACACCAAUCUUUUGUAUUCCACCGACGGGUUGGGUGUUAACAACGAAUAG